AUGGGCUUUUUCAAAAGAUUUUGGCAGGUCCUCAGGGCUGAUAUUAUGAAAAUUUUUCAUGAUUUUUAUUUGGGGAAAGAAUGGGAACAUGGGAUUAAUCAUACCUUUAUCACUCUCAUUCCAAAGGUCUCUAACAUUGGUGGUCUUGAUGACAUUAGGCCAAUUAGCCUAGUUGGUGGGUUGUAUAAGAUCAUUUCUAAGUGUUUGUCGAGGAGAUUGAGGGGUUACAUUUCAGACAUCAUUAGUCCAACUCAGUUUGCCUUCAUACCGGGUAGACAUAUUCUGGAAUGCUCUUUAAUUGCUAAUGAAGGAGUGGAUUAUUGGAGAAAAAAUGGACUCAAGGGUUGUGUAUUCAAGGUUGAUUUCAAGAAAGCUUACGACUCUAUUGAGUGGUCUAUUGUAUUUAAAUUAAUGGAGAAAAUGGGAUUCGGGUCCAGAUGGAGGGGCUGGAUUGAGCAGUGUGUAACCACAACUUCUGUUUCGGUUCUUGUAAAUGGAGUUCCUUCUGAAGAAUUCCCAAUGGCUAAAGGUCUUCGACAGGGUUGUUCACUGUCUCUUUUGUUAUUUAAUUUAGUAGGGGAGCUACUUAAUCUAUUGAUUCGAAGGGCAGUGUCACAGGGUUUAUUUUCUGGAAUGAUGAUCGGCAGAGAACUGGGGUCUGUAAAUGUGUCACAUUUACAGUUUGCGGAUGAUCUUAUUAUAUUUUCUUGUGCCUCGAAGAUGCAAAUUCAUAAUGUCAAAAGGGUGCUUCGAGUUUUUCAAUUGGUUUCUGGUCUACAGCUGAAUUUGAAAAAGACUUCUGUUCUUAAAACCCUUAACUCUAUUAUGUCUAAAUUUCUAUGGGGAGGGGGAAAUGACAUUAGAAAAAUUCACUGGGUUAGCUGGUCUAAUGUUAGUAAGUUGAAGAGUGAAGGGGGUUUAGGAGUUCUUAAUCUUAACCUGAUGAAUAGAGCGCUUUUGGGGAAAUGGACUUGGAGGUUUGCAAAUGAUAGAGACUCAGUUUGGAGGGAAGUUAUUUGUGCCAAAUAUAGACUCGAUUCUUCAGUUUUAACUUUGGACAAUAAGCUUCCACCUAAGGUAUCCUGGAUUUGGAGAUCACUGCUAAAUAAUUAUUUUAAAGAAGAUUUCUUUGGCACUAAGUUUAGAAGCAUGAGUAGUGUUCAUGUUGGUGAUGAAUUUUCACUCUCUUCGGAAUUUCAUGAUCGUGUGAUCUUGAAAGGUACUGGGGAUGGGGUUUUUACUGUUAGAUCAGCUGUAAAUCUAGGUUCAUUGGAGACUUCGGGAUCGGAGAUCGCUCAUGGGAAGUUGGCUGUUAGGACUGAACUUGUAAAAAGAGGUGUUCAAGGAAUUGAAGAUAUAUUGUGUCCCCUAUGCAAGAUGUCGGAUGAGUCUCCCUCUUAUUUGUUUUUCUCUUGGGUCGUUCUGUGGACCACUUGGAAAAUGAGGAAUUUCGUGGUGUUUGAAGGGGGGAAGUUUGAUAAGAGGAUCAAGGACCGUCUGAUUAUAGAGAGUGAUAGUAAGGUGGCUGUGGAUUGGAUUAAGGGGGAUGAAUUAUGUCCUGUUGUAUAUGCCUUCUUGAUUAAAGAUAUUGCUCAUAGGCUUAAUGCCUUGGAAGGUGUUGUUAGAUGGUGGGGAGUUGAGAACGGUGGUGAUCGAAACUUAUUUGAGUGA
This is a messenger RNA of Hibiscus syriacus, 1671 nucleotides long. RefSeq lists its product as uncharacterized. Lineage: Eukaryota; Viridiplantae; Streptophyta; Magnoliopsida; Malvales; Malvaceae. The record is from RefSeq and is a predicted model, not a curated record. Bases 1 to 1671 code for a protein of 556 amino acids. The transcript is spliced from 7 exons.